This is a messenger RNA of Letharia columbiana, 465 nucleotides long. RefSeq lists its product as uncharacterized. The coding region runs from base 1 to 465 and encodes 154 amino acids. NCBI's taxonomy places the organism in Eukaryota, Fungi, Ascomycota, Lecanoromycetes, Lecanorales, Parmeliaceae. The record is from RefSeq and is a predicted model, not a curated record. The transcript has a single exon.
AUGCACCUCGUCGGAGUUUUUGUACUGGCUGUAUUGCUAGCGAAUGAGCCGCAGUCUCUGAUAGCGGCAACAACGACAAAUGCUUUUCCGGAUCCCUAUGACAGAAAUAUCGAAUCAAUUGGCCUGACCAUCGAAUUCUAUGGCUACCGAGGCUCCAUCUCCCCUUUUGGAUUGAGCGAUUGCAUAUCAGCUGCCAGCAACGAUGUCGUCCGGCAUCUCCUCGAAAGCGAAGCCCCGAUGAACAUGGAAGCCCCUUCGUACUCUUACCUUGACAGUGGGGUGAAUUUGUUUCUCAUCCCUAACGACAGCCUCACGUGGCACAUGUGGGCGUUCGUGCCGGGUUGGAUCCAGGAGUUCGUGACGGAGAAUGAGUUCAAGGGGACGCAGUUUGUUCUCUUGUGGGAGGGUUUUGGGCCCGUGGGCUUUGGUCAGUUGGUCAACACUUCGACUGGUACACUAUCCUGA